AUGGCAGAUAGAUUAACUAGGGUGAUUAAUUUAGCUUCGAAGGUCUCUGCCUUCGUUAUUCAGGAAACUUCACCAAGAUUAAUUAAGUUUCGAGAAUAUGCAAGGGUGGAACUAAGGCCACCAACACAAGCAGAUCUCAAGCCAGCAGUCGAACAAGCAACAAAACUGAUUUGUGCAUUCAAAAGUGGUGCUUGGAAAAAUGUGUCCGUUAAGGGACUUUUACAUUUUGUUGCCGUUGUACGUAAAAAUACAUUCAAGUCUUUGACGCGCAAUGACUUGGAAAUAUACUAUGUUCAAAUGGAACCGACUACUGGAGAACUUUUUGUCGCCUAUCAGUAUAAACGGUUGUUACGUGUUGCGAGUCAGUUUGGUUAGGUGACCAUCAUGCACACUGAAAAUUUUGGUCCUGAGAAUGUAAAACUACGGUACCAAAUCGUGGAGUCCCUAAAUAGUAAGUACCCGAAUUUAGUGGAAUUCUGGCAAUGUGAAUCAAUGGUUACUUUCUGAUUUGUGCCGAGUUUCCCUUUUACCACAUAUGAGGUAUAACAGCUUGACAGUGUGACAAAAAUUACGUGUAUCAUCGGAGUUAACUUACUGAAUAAAUGGUAAAAUCAGAUGACUGUGAGUAGAUGUCAUGAGGAAUUAGAUUUGUAAAUUUUCUUAACUCUACAAACAGAUUACAAACAAGCAUUGGAUUUUGUGGAGAAUGUAGAAUUUUAAUUGUUUAGAUUACGAACUGAUCAUAGAUCACGAUUGAAAGCCGUAAAUGGCCGUUUCAUCCUAGUUUGGGACCACUGAUUCUAAGUUCAGCAGUGGUAAUGUCUAACUCUAGUCGACUCUACAAUCUCCACAAAAUCCUAUACUUAAAAUGAUCAUGUACUUACCAGUGAAUAGCUUCAAGGUGCAAACCCUUGAGUCUUACUGACAGGCCGUGAUCAGUGUGAGUUAUCCACAUCAGGCGAUGGAGAGGGUUUGACAGUAUAGUGGAUCAGUUGAAGCUAGACAUCGUUCGAUGGAGGCUCGGUGAUAUAUGGACGAGGUGUUUGCGUGCUAAGUGCUGGGUUCGAUUCCCGUGUACGGGCCGUGGGUGCGCGCUGCUGCGGAGUACCAUGCUAUGACGGAGAUGCCGUCCAGUGCUUCCAAAUUUCCAGUGGUGGUCUAGUUAAGGUCAUUUCGUUAUUUGAACUGUGACAAACUUCACUAGUUGUUGACCUGGCAAAACUAGUUCCUUAAAUAGUCCCUAAUAUCUAUCCAGUUCUGCUGCUUGCUUUCGUUGUCUACUAUAGCUGAACCAGUGAAAAUCGCACUCGACCUACUCCUAAGUUGUUAUCAUGCUUGGAGUCUUGUGCGAUGAGUUCUUGAGAAUGCAUUGGUUCGAAAACCGUUCAAAUCCAACCUAACGUUGGGUAAUGGGUUCUAGGACUUUCAAACACGGUAUUAGGCGAAGAAUACAGAAAGCUCAUAUCUAGAUCUGAUUAUUUAGAGUACAGGCCAUAUAUUGUGAAACCAUAAACUGGAAAAAGGUGCGUAUGUUAGAUGUAAUGUAUGUCUAGUGACCUGAAGUUUAAAAAGGAUGUGCGUGGCGCAUCCGCUUUGUAAUUUACGGUGAGCACCUAGUUGUAAAAACAUAUAUUCAGGUACUAGACCUAAUCACAAACAUGUUUGGCAAGAAGUAUUUUGUUCUGCUCUACUUAUCGUGAAAUCAAGAUCUGUUUCACACAGGCUAGAGAAAUGAUGUUUCAGAAAUUCUUCGACACUUAAUUACAUGUAGCUUUUAGAACAGGAAGUUUAGAAAAAUCCAUUCCUCCGAAACUUACAGUAACUUCAGGUUGAGAACAUCUGCAGUUUAGAAGGGUCUAAAGUCACACAGUCGAAAUGUGUAGUUUGGAAAACAACACUAUGAUGAUUCAUUACCAUGGAUCUAGAUUUUCGCCAUACGAACUUCAAUUAGUGAAGCCCAUCCAUUUCCGGGAGAUAGGACGACUUUUUCACGGUUUGAUCUUCCAUCACAAGUUUGAUCUCACUAACCAGCUGUGUAAAUCCAGAUGAUGAACUUAGUAAUUCAGGUUGGAAAGUUAAAUUCGCAAGUGCGACUGACUAUUUUGGUAUGAUUAUCAGUUAAGACCUAACAAGUGAUAUAUACAGUGACAAUAAUAUGAAAUAUGUUGCGUAAUCGUGUAAACAGGAUAAAACCUGAAGUAUGCUGGAUAAAGCAACGGCUUUUUCUCCAAUGGAAUCACAGAUGACUGGUUAUGCCAGAGAAGCGGACUGUCACUUACAUGAUAAGCAACAGAAAAAACGCUAGUGGUCAUAUUAAAGGCGGUGAAAUUAUAGCUUAUUUGAGACCCAAGCAUAACAUUUACUCGUAACUCCGAUUUGCGUCAGAGAUAUUAGGGAGUAUUUAUAAGUAACAUGAACGCAUGUUUAUAGUUCUUCAUUCAUAGUUUCGUUAUGUUAAAAUGUUCUUGUUAUGUCCGAUAAGAAUAAAGAAUGGCAACUUCUGGGAUCCAUUUAUGGACAAAUAAUAUGUGCAUAUUUUUAUCGUAUAAUUGUUAAGUAACUAAACUGUUGAUAUUCAUGUCCCUCUUAUUACAAGCUUUAUUUCGAUCUAUUAUUAUACGACCUACCAUUCUUGAAUUAUGCCCUGUUUAUUAAUUACUACCUCCCCUAUUCACAGCCACAUUUGGCUAAUUCUUGUACUAAUGUUAUUUUCUAUUUUAUGCUACGUUGUGGUCUGUCUGGUUGGUAUGUAAACCCAGCAUGCUUGGAAUAAGUGAUUCAUAUUGCAGAGGCUGAGAUUGGUGUUCUGGACUCAACUGGCUAGGCUAGGCAGAAAGCAGGACCAAUAAGGACUCUAGACUGGCCGUACAGGUUUUAUGCGUCACUGGUCCGGUCGAUAAUUCACUGCUCUCUAGUUGGCGUUAUCGGCUCCUUUAGGGCCUCUGGAGGCUUCUUUGUGGUUCUCAAGGACCGGCGACGUCAGGAUGUCAAGUCCCCGUAGAUACUUGUUGAGCUAUCAACCAACAGUUGGAAGUUAACCACACGUAUUCGACUUCUACAAAUGAUUAGUCAAUCACCUUUCCAACUACUCAGUCAUUCGACAUUAUUUCCGUAGUCAUCUACGAAAUUAUAAUUACACCACUACUCCAUUAAUUAUCGUUACUGUAAAUUAUUCAUAUUAAAAUUCAGAGCUAUGAAGAAAAACUAGUUGGAAAGAAAUGCCUCUUUGCUCUAUUCAUAUUUUACUGUAUAUUCGAAUUAGAAUUUUUACUGUUCUAACGAUUAUCUUUAAAUCCAUCCACAGUACCUUUGGGACACUGAGAGUUUGGC
Schistosoma mattheei is the source of this 3330-nucleotide messenger RNA. The record is from the annotation of a GenBank genome assembly. NCBI's taxonomy places the organism in Eukaryota, Metazoa, Platyhelminthes, Trematoda, Strigeidida, Schistosomatidae.